Messenger RNA from Cicer arietinum (chickpea), 2306 nucleotides. RefSeq names its product hydroxyproline O-galactosyltransferase GALT6-like. Gene Ontology annotation, molecular function: hydroxyproline O-galactosyltransferase activity; carbohydrate binding. Gene Ontology annotation, cellular component: Golgi membrane. The record is from RefSeq and is a predicted model, not a curated record. Lineage: Eukaryota; Viridiplantae; Streptophyta; Magnoliopsida; Fabales; Fabaceae.
AUUACUAAAACCGAUUUGCUUUUUUAACCUCACCAGCCACGAAAAAAUUGCUAACAACACCGCCUGAAAAACCUUAGUUUAAGUCUCUGUUCUGACUUGUGAAAGUUGAGAAUUCCAAAUUGAGAGCGAUGAAGAGAACCAGAACGGGGAAGGUAGACACCUUCUUCUCCUUCUGUAGACAACGAUCCUUUCAUAUUCUCAUCAUCAUCGCUCUUUUCUACCUUCUUUUAUUCACUCUCGAAAUGCCCUUCGUUUUCAGAAACGCCGUCACGCGCUCCGAAAGACACGCGCUUGAACAACAGGAACGACUCCAACCCAGUCAGACUCACCAACUCACUCGCCUCAAUGGUAAUAAUAAUAGUAAUUUAAUCCUCUCCGGUUUAAUCCUAAACGACGCCGCAUUCGAUUCCGAAGUUUACAAAUCAGCGUAUAUAGUUGGGAACAGGGUUUGGAACGAGCUUCAAAACGCGAACACGCCAAUUCAAAGCGUCGUCGUUUCGAAACCCGAAAAUAAAUCCGGGUUAUGUCCGCAAUCGGUUUGGGUUGCCGGGUCGGAUUUUUAUGGGAAUAAGAGUUUGAUGGUGAUACCUUGUGGGUUGACGUUAGGGUCUCAUAUAACGGUGGUUGGGAAACCGUUAGGGAAAGGGAAAAAGUGUCAUUUUGUGAUGGAGUUGCAGGGUUUGAAGAGUGUUGAAAGUGAGGAGGAACCACCUAGAAUAUUGCAUUUCAAUCCUAGGUUGAGAGGUGAUUGGAGUGGUAAACCUGUAAUUGAGCUUAAUACUUGUUAUAGGAUGCAAUGGGGUUCUGCUUUGCGUUGUGAUGGUUGGAAAUCUAGGGCUGAUCAAGAUUCCGUUGAUGGGCUGGUGAAGUGUGAGAAGUGGAUUGGGGGAGAUGAUAGGCAAGCAGAACAGUCUAAAUCAGAAUGGUGGUUGAAGAGACUCAUAGGUCGUACAAGAAAAGUAACAGUCGAUUGGCCAUUCCCAUUUUCUGAGAACAAGCUAUUUGUUCUUACUCUUAGUGCUGGUUUGGAGGGCUAUCAUUUUAAUGUUGACGGGAGGCAUAUCGCCUCUUUUCCUUAUCGCACUGGGUUUACUCUUGAGGAUGCUACUGGACUCACUUUAACUGGAGAUAUUGAUGUCCAUUCUAUAUAUGCCGCCUCCUUGCCUUCGACGCAUCCUAGUAUUUCUCCACAGCAGCAUCUUGAUUUUUCAACCAGAUGGCGUGCCCCAUCACUACCUGACUCUGGCGUGGAAUUGUUCAUCGGCAUCCUCUCAGCUGGAAACCAUUUUGCUGAGAGGAUGGCUGUGAGAAAGUCGUGGAUGCAGCAUAGCCUUAUCAAAUCUUCAGAAGUGGUGGCUCGUUUCUUUGUUGCACUGCACCAGAGAGUAGAUAUUAAUGCAGAGUUGAAGAAGGAAGCAGAAUUUUUUGGUGAUAUUGUUAUAGUGCCUUACAUGGAUAACUAUGACCUUGUUGUGUUGAAAACAGUUGCUAUAUGUGAAUAUGGGGUUAAUACAGUGUCCGCGGAGUAUAUCAUGAAGGGUGAUGAUGAUACAUUUGUGAAAGUGGAUGCUGUUAUAAACGAAGUUAGGAGUGUUCCGGAUUCUAAGAACUUUUAUAUUGGGAAUAUGAAUUAUCACCACAAACCCUUGCGCCAUGGUAAAUGGGCUGUGACGUACGAGGAGUGGCCAGAAGAGGAUUACCCACCAUAUGCUAAUGGACCGGGGUAUAUUCUGUCUUAUGAUAUUGCAGACUACAUUGUUUCUGAAUUUGAGAAGCAUAAAUUAAGGUUGUUUAAAAUGGAAGAUGUGAGUAUGGGAAUGUGGGUAGAACAAUUUAACAGCACAAAAGCAGUACACUAUUCGCAUAGCUUAAAGUUCUGCCAAUUUGGUUGUAUAGAAGGCUAUUAUACAGCCCAUUAUCAAUCUCCAAGGCAGAUGAUGUGCCUCUGGGAUAAAUUACAGCGGCAUACACAUCCUGAAUGCUGCAACAUGAGAUGACAAAGUGGUAUUAGGCUCUCCAUCUUUGAAUUCAUAGAGAGAGGAACAACGGAAACAAGUUUUGCAGCCAUAGCUUAGCUUCGACAGUUGUAUAUACAGCGGAGCUCAGAUAGAAACCUUAGCCCCUGUAAAAAAUGGCCUUUUAAAUUCCAUUAUUUAUAUAUUCUUUUGUUUAGAAAUUUUCAUUGCUUAAUUGAUAUACAUACCUGGUUAUUUCAUCUUUCCCUUUAUAGGUGGUCAUUUGUUUUGGGAAGUGGGAAGCCGCGAACAUAUUGCUAAGUGAAAUUAUAUAAAACACUUUUUUUAAAA